Molecule: messenger RNA, 810 nt
Organism: Symbiodinium sp. CCMP2592
Lineage: Eukaryota; Dinophyceae; Suessiales; Symbiodiniaceae
Source: the annotation of a GenBank genome assembly
AUGGAGGCGGGGGCGGGGCGCAUCUACUGGAUUGAUGCGGCCGAGAAGGCAAUCCGCAGCGCACGCCUCGAUGGCUCCGAUAUGGAGAUCGUUGUCUCCGGACUGCAGUGUCCUUCGGGCAUCGCCGUCGACGCCGCCAAAGGCGAGCUCUACUGGUCGGAUCUCGCAGACAGGAAGAUCCGCCGAGUGUCUCUGGACGGAUCAAACCCGCAGGAGGUUGUGGAGGGGUUGGCUGCGCCGAGUGGCACCUCCUUGGCCCUUGAUGAGGAGCGCCUCCUCUGGGCAGAUCUCUCCUUGCGACAGAUCCUAUGUGCCAAGCGCGACGGUAGUUCAAAGACUCCUCAGGUCCUAGUCUCGGACUUGAGCAAGCCGAAUGCCGUGGCCGUGGACGCCUUCAGCCGGAAGGUUUACUGGGGGGACUUCGGGACCCGAAAGGUGCAUCGAGCCUGCUCGGAUGGGACGCAAUCCGAAGUGGUGGUUCCCUACGGCAAGAACUCCACGAGCAUGGUUGUGGAUUCGGUCCGCUCCAAGCUUUUCUGGACAAACUUCGGCACGCACGCCAUCUACCGGUGUGAUCUGGAUGGCAGAGACAUGCAGCCUCUCAUUACCGGCUUGGAGGGCCCUAGUGCCGUGGCUCUGGCUCCCAGGGCUGGUCGUCUGUACUGGGUUGAGCGCACUGCUGGCCGAAUCCGCCGCGCCUGCGUUGACGGCAGUCUCGUUGAGGACGUGCUCUGCAACCUUGGAGAUCCAUGGGCGCUUGCCCUGGGUCCAGAGAGCCAAGGCGGACGAGAUUCAGAGUUUGGGGUUUGA